ACAUCUCGCAAGACCAUCAUCCAUUUGUGGGCCCAAACGCGCGAUCACCGCCAAAACAUGACUCGCACCGCCCUUCCGACCCUCCUUUCUACCUGUAACCAUCUGUGUCGGCGGACAUAGUAUCCUACUCUUCCGCACUACUUAUCCUCACUGGCUCUAGCCAAGACCCAACUUGAAGAGAUCAUACUAGGCUUCGCUGAGUCCGUAUCCUAGAACUCUUCUUGAAGGAGAUCAACAUGGCAUUCCUUCUUGCUGCAUUCAACGAGGCAUUGGUGACCAAGCCCUUGCUAACCCGGUCCGCGACAUCAAUGUCGAUGUUCGCGCUAGGUGAUAUCAUGGCGCAGCAGUUCGUCGAGGCCAAGGGGUUAAAGCACGACCCAAUCCGGACGGGGCGUGCAGCGUUCUACGGCGCGACGGUUUUUGGCCCAACGUACACGACGUGGCUCAAGUGGUUGAAUAGCUUGAAGUUCUCGUCGAGGCCCAAGGAGAUCAUAUGCAAGGUCUUCCUUGACCAGUUCGUCUAUGCACCGACCAUCAUUGCGACGUAUUUCACGACGAUGACGUUCAUGGAGGGAAAGACUGCGGCCGACGCGAAGGAACGGCUACGAACGGCGUAUCUACCUGCGGUGACACGGAGCUGUUCAAUAUUUGUUCCCGCGCAAGCACUCAGCUUCUCCCUUGUCCCGGUGCAGUAUCGUUUCUUCGUCGUCACAACAAUCUCGCCGUUCUGGAAUACCUACCUCAGCGCGGUCAAUGCGCGAAACGCGCGACUGCAGGAAGCGGAGCGGGCAUCACGCUACGAAGGUCUUGCGGGUGCUUCUAAGCAUGCGCCUGCGUAGUGGACGAGGUGGGUGCACAUAACGGACCACACGUGCUGGGCGAUCGCGUAGAUCGACUUCUAGACUGUACAGCUCAUCAGUACGGUUCACUACAAGCAAUGUUUGUAGUCUCUCAGACGCGAGAAUCUCGACUUUUAACCAACUUUUAACGGUAC
Molecule: messenger RNA, 994 nt
Organism: Fomitopsis serialis
Lineage: Eukaryota; Fungi; Basidiomycota; Agaricomycetes; Polyporales; Fomitopsidaceae
Exons: 8
Coding region: 237-839 (200 amino acids)
Cellular component (GO): membrane; mitochondrion; cytoplasm
Source: RefSeq, a predicted model, not a curated record